Messenger RNA from Pollicipes pollicipes, 1120 nucleotides. It is a transcript of the gene mri, whose product is annotated as BTB/POZ domain-containing protein mrityu. The record is from RefSeq and is a predicted model, not a curated record. NCBI's taxonomy places the organism in Eukaryota, Metazoa, Arthropoda, Thecostraca, Pollicipedomorpha, Pollicipedidae. Gene Ontology annotation, cellular component: cytoplasm. Gene Ontology annotation, biological process: positive regulation of phosphorylation. Gene Ontology annotation, molecular function: protein binding.
GUCGUCCCCGAAGCCGAAGCCGUGCCUGGUACGUCGCCGAAGCUCGGACUCACCAACGCCGGGUUCUUCGUCCCCCAUGUCGCGGCCAUCGGUGCGGAGCAGGGAGCUGGGUGCGGCGCUGAGCAGCCCGGCGCGCCACCACAGCGGCAGCGCCGGCCAGGCAGAGGUGAUCAGCAACUCGGGCGACCGCGUCACCCUGGUGGUCGAUCACACUCGCUUUAUCGUGGACCCCAGCAUCUUUACACGCGAGCCCAACACCAUGCUCGGACGCAUGUUCUCGUCUGGUCUGGAAUUUGUGCACACCAACGAACGGGGCGAGUACAACGUGGCCGAGGGCAUCAGCGCCACCGUGUUCCGCGCCGUGCUGGACUUCUACAAGACAGGCACGGUGCGCUGCCCGCCGUCAGUCAGCGUGCCAGAGCUGCGCGAGGCGUGUGACUACCUACUGGUGCCCUUCAGCGCCGACAUCGUGCGCUGCAAGAACUUGCGCGGCCUGCUGCACGAGCUGAGUAAUGACGGCGCGCGCCAGCAAUUCGAGGAGUUCCUGGAGAGCCUGCUGCUGCCGCUGAUGGUGCGCGCCGCCACCUCGGGUGACCGAGAGUGCCACCUGGUCGUGCUGCUCGACGACGAUGUGGUCGACUGGGACGAGAACUACCCGCCGCAGAUGGGCGAGGAGGCUAGCCAGACGCUGAAGUCCACUGCCCUCUACCGCUUCUUCAAGUACAUCGAGAACAGGGACGUCGUCAAGCAGGUGCUCAAGGAGCGCGGUCUGAAGAAGAUUCGGCUGGGCAUCGAGGGCUACCCGACGCACAAGGAGAAAGUGCGCACGCGGCCCGGCGGCCGAGCAGAGGUCAUCUAUAACUACGUGCAGCGGCCCUUCAUACACAUGUCCUGGGAGAAGGAGGAGGCCAAGAGCCGACACGUCGACUUCCAGUGCUUCAAGUCGAAGUCUGUGACAGACCUGGCCGAGGCCACGGCUGAUCCCCCGAUCGACCGGCCGGCCGAGGCUGGCGAGGCGGCGCCGCGCGCCGAGCCGCCGCCGCCGCCCGCGCACGAGCCGCCCACCAACGGCGACGAGCUGGAGGGCGCGGAGCCGGCGCCGGCGCUGGACGCCCUCUGA